CCCCCGCCCCAGGAACCGAAAAUGCCGAAGCCAAUCAAUGUCCGGGUUACCACCAUGGAUGCGGAGCUCGAGUUCUCCAUCCAGCCAAACACCACGGGAAAGCAGCUUUUUGAUCAGGUGGUUAAGACAAUUGGCCUCCGGGAAGUGUGGUACUUUGGCCUCCAGUAUGUGGACAAUAAAGGAUUUCCGACCUGGUUGAAACUUGAUAAAAAGGUGUCUGCGCAGGAGGUCAGGAAAGAGAACCCCCUUCAGUUCAAGUUCCGGGCCAAGUUCUACCCAGAAGACGUGUCUGAGGAACUCAUCCAGGACAUCACGCAGAAGCUGUUCUUCCUGCAGGUGAAGGAGGGGAUCCUUAGUGAUGAGAUCUACUGUCCCCCUGAGACGGCUGUGCUCCUGGGGUCCUAUGCUGUGCAGGCCAAGUUCGGAGAUUUCAACAAGGAAGUGCACAAGUCUGGGUACCUCAGCUCUGAGCGGCUGAUCCCACAGAGAGUCAUGGAUCAGCACAAACUCACAAGGGACCAGUGGGAGGAGCGGAUCCAAGUGUGGCAUGCAGAACACCGAGGGAUGCUCAAAGAUAAUGCUAUGCUGGAGUACCUGAAGAUUGCUCAGGACCUGGAGAUGUAUGGAAUCAAUUAUUUUGAGAUCAAAAAUAAGAAAGGAACAGACCUUUGGCUUGGAGUUGAUGCCCUUGGAUUAAAUAUUUAUGAGAAAGACGAUAAGUUGACCCCAAAGAUUGGCUUUCCGUGGAGUGAAAUCAGGAACAUCUCUUUCAACGACAAAAAGUUUGUCAUUAAGCCCAUCGACAAGAAAGCACCUGACUUUGUGUUCUAUGCCCCACGCCUGAGAAUUAACAAGCGGAUCCUGCAGCUCUGCAUGGGGAACCAUGAGCUGUACAUGCGCCGAAGGAAGCCCGACACCAUUGAGGUGCAGCAGAUGAAGGCCCAGGCACGGGAGGAGAAGCAUCAGAAGCAACUGGAGCGGCAGCAGCUAGAGACCGAGAAGAAGAGAAGAGAGACUGUCGAGAGGGAGAAGGAACAGAUGCUGCGGGAGAAGGAGGAGCUGAUGCUGCGGCUGCAGGACUAUGAGGAGAAGACCAAGAAGGCUGAGAAAGAACUCUCCGACCAGAUCCAGAGAGCCCUCCAGCUGGAGGACGAGAGGAAGCGAGCCCAGGAGGAGGCUGAGCGCCUGGAGGCCGACCGUGUAGCUGCACUUCGGGCCAAGGAGGAGCUGGAGAGACAGGCGGUGGAUCAGAUAAAGAGCCAGGAGCAGCUGGCUACGGAACUUGCAGAGUACACUGCCAAGAUCGCCCUCCUGGAGGAGGCACGGCGGCGCAAGGAGGACGAGGUAGAGGAGUGGCAGCACAGGGCCAAAGAAGCCCAGGACGACCUGGUGAAGACCAAGGAGGAGCUGCACCUGGUGAUGACGGCCCCACCGCCCCCACCACCGCCUGUGUAUGAGCCUGCGAGUUACCACGUGCAGGAGAACCUGCAGGAGGAGGGUGCGGAGCCCGUGGGCUACAGCGCAGAGCUCUCCAGUGAGGGCAUCCUAGACGACCGCAACGAGGAGAAGCGCAUCACCGAGGCCGAGAAGAAUGAGCGUGUGCAGCGGCAGCUGCUGACUCUGAGCAACGAGUUGUCACAGGCCAGAGAUGAGAACAAGAGGACCCACAAUGACAUCAUCCACAAUGAGAACAUGAGGCAAGGCCGGGACAAGUACAAGACCCUGCGCCAGAUCCGGCAGGGCAACACCAAGCAGCGCAUUGAUGAGUUCGAGGCCAUGUAGAGGCCCGGGCAAUGCAGAGGGCGCCUGGCAGCAGGGCUCUGCCUGAGGGUCUGGGCAGCCUCGGCACACUGGCUCUUUAGUGCGCUAAACCCAGAAAUCCCUCACCAUGUUCAGGUCCCUUAAAGCAGUUACCCAGUGGAAGUACUUGGCCAGGCGCACCCUGGUUAUUUUUCCCGGCUGUAUCAUAGUGCCAAACAGGCCUGAUUUUUAUAAUUAUCAAAUCAUUUCCUGUUGUAUGCUUGGAGCAGGACUGAUGGAGUUAAGAUGCCUGUAAAAUCCAAGUAAACUUCACACUGGCCUAUGUGAUGCGAGGUUCAGUAUCAUUAAACCACAUUGCGGCUUACAUCUGUGCCAUACUUCUACUUCUGAAAUGAGCUUACACUGAUUUGAUUUCUAUGAAGGAUCCAUCUUUGUAUAUUUACAUGUUUUGAGGGGUGAAAAAUUAAGUCUAAACUAAAGCCCUCUUCCACAUGCAGUGAUUUCCUUCCUCCGACUUUCUGUUCAGCUGGCAGAGAUCUGCCAUGGUCAUGGAUGAUACAGGAGGACUCCAAUAAAUAAACUUUUGGUUUUUUGCUUAAACAGUUAGAAUACAUUGUUGGACUUAACACCUAACUAAUAAUCAGCUCUAGAGUAUAGUAUUUAUAUGUAAGUGAUAAUAUGGGUUUGUAACAUUAGUUUUAAAAAGGGAAAGUUUUGUUCUGUAUAUUUUGUUACCUUUUACAGAAUAAAAUUACAUAUUAAAAACCACA
This is a messenger RNA of Heterocephalus glaber (naked mole-rat), 2531 nucleotides long. The record is from RefSeq and is a predicted model, not a curated record. NCBI's taxonomy places the organism in Eukaryota, Metazoa, Chordata, Mammalia, Rodentia, Bathyergidae.